Phragmites australis (common reed) is the source of this 734-nucleotide messenger RNA. RefSeq lists its product as uncharacterized. The record is from RefSeq and is a predicted model, not a curated record. NCBI's taxonomy places the organism in Eukaryota, Viridiplantae, Streptophyta, Magnoliopsida, Poales, Poaceae. Gene Ontology annotation, cellular component: glycosylphosphatidylinositol-N-acetylglucosaminyltransferase (GPI-GnT) complex. Gene Ontology annotation, biological process: GPI anchor biosynthetic process.
AUGACUGACAUCUUCAUCAAGAAGAGCACGUCCAGGAUGCUGCUGUCGUGUGUCGGCGCAAUUCUCCUUCUUGCGAAUGUGUGCCGGACCUUGCUGUCAAAGGAGAGUUUAUAUCUUGGUACCCUUUGGCAUAUUUCAUUUUCUGGUAUCAUUGCAAAAUGCUUGCGAUAUGAUCCUGUGAAGAAAGAGUCAUUGGUGAUCAAGCCGGGUUUUGGGGUCCAAUUAGAACAACACUUUUGGAGCGGAAGAAUCCAUCGCAAAUUUGUGCCAAAACCAGUGCUGAAUGAACGUGUACCCGUCACAUGCUACUGGAGAUUGGCACUGCUUCUACGUGACGAAUAUGAGCUCGUGCUUGUUUUUAAGAAAUUUCAUCCACCAGUCAAGAUGUUGGUUCCGAUAUGGAAAGCUUUAUGUGCAUUCUCAAACUCUGAUGGCACGAACACUCUUGUAGUUCCUCAACCACACGAUUCACAUAAACAUGUUCAGCAAGACGGUGGUGUGCAGUCCUGAAAGCACAUCGAAGACGUGAUUUGCUGAAGACUUUGCUGACAACGGAAUGUUAAGUUUUGAUACAAAUGACUGAAGUCACAGAGUUUUAUUGAUACCAGGGAUCUUACUUUAGCCGCAGUAAUUCACUCGUGAAAGUACAUUGAAGAUAUGAUUUGCUGAAGACUUUGCUGACAACGGAAUGUUAAGUUCUGAUGCAAAUGACUGAAGUCACAGAGUGUUAUUGA